Molecule: messenger RNA, 1863 nt
Organism: Conger conger (European conger)
Lineage: Eukaryota; Metazoa; Chordata; Actinopteri; Anguilliformes; Congridae
Product: ubiquitin-conjugating enzyme E2 K-like
Exons: 7
Coding region: 736-1338 (200 amino acids)
Biological process (GO): protein polyubiquitination; proteasome-mediated ubiquitin-dependent protein catabolic process
Cellular component (GO): nucleus
Molecular function (GO): protein binding; ubiquitin conjugating enzyme activity
Source: RefSeq, a predicted model, not a curated record
AAUCAGCUCUCCAUAAUCUUAUUAAGGGCUACAAGGCAAAUCUAAUACAAGAAAAUGUAAAAACAAUUAACAAAAUAUCGAAAUUAGUGUGAUAAAAUUAUAACUGAGCAUUUGUGGACUUUGCAUUUUAUUUUGGCACUACAGCAUUGCUCAUGUGGCAAUAGAUUCAGUCAGCAAAAAACAGGCACAGUAUAUGAUGCAUGUCACAUCAGGACUUUAGACAUUUAGAAUGAGGGUAGUGGUAGUGCUAUCUGAAUUAAUGAGAAAACAACUACUGCAGCGACCCCGCAGGAAUGAACAGUUAAGCUAGCUGACACUAGCUAGCUAUUUCCACCUUCAAUUACUGAGGCAACUAUUAGCAACUUACACAAGGCAAGAUAUGAUAUGCGAUCCCUUGAAUCACAUGACUCCCAUUGUAGCUAGCUAAGGUUAGAUUAGCCAACUCGCAUGCCAUGCACGAAAAUGUUUUCGGCAAUACACACUACGGCGUUGUGUAGUAAUCAUUAAAGGUAACGUUAGCUAUCUUCUUAGUUAGCUUUGUUCAAACCGCCUUGCGUAUUUCAUGCGACAACAGUGCGCUAGUUUAACUGCCAUUUGUUAAGGCGGAGAGAGGGUCUGUUUUUGUUGAGUAAAAAAAGUGACAGAGCGAAACAGAGUGCGAGAGGGAUUCAAGAGUGAAGCGGAGGGAGGCCUGAUCCAGGAAACGGCUAGCGGCAUAUUGGAGACGGUAACAUCAUGGCAAACAUCGCAGUCCAGAGGAUUAAACGGGAGUUCAAAGAGGUCCUCAAAAGCGAAGAGACGAGCAAAAACCAGAUUAAGGUGGAACUCGUGGACGAGAAUUUCACAGAGUUGAAGGGGGAGAUAGCAGGACCACCCGACACGCCGUAUGAGGGUGGCAGGUAUCAACUAGAAAUUAAGAUUCCAGAGACGUACCCAUUCAAUCCACCUAAGGUGCGGUUUAUUUCUAAAAUCUGGCAUCCCAAUAUCAGUUCGGUCACCGGGGCGAUAUGUUUGGAUAUUCUUAAAGAUCAAUGGGCAGCAGCCAUGACGCUACGGACGGUGCUGUUGUCGCUACAAGCCCUGCUGGCUGCAGCGGAGCCAGAUGACCCCCAGGACGCAGUGGUGGCGAAUCAGUACAAGCAGAAUCCAGAAAUGUUCAAACAGACGGCCCGACUCUGGUCGCACGUGUACGCCGGAGCCCCCCCCUCCAGUCCCGAAUACACCCGCAAAAUAGACAAACUAUGUGCCAUGGGCUUUGAUAAGAAUGCAGUAAUAGUGGCUUUGUCCUCGAAAUCCUGGGACGUGGAAACGGCGACAGAGCUACUACUCAGCAACUGAGUCUGCACCGAAGGCUGGAACCCUCUCCAAAACCUCUCGUCCCUCUCCUCCACCGGUCGCUUUCUCUUCUCUCAUUUAUUCCAUUCCUCUGUACAUUUUCUGUCCGUUUUAUUCCUCCGGUCAUCACUCCACCUCCACGUCACAAUCUUCACAGGCCCCCUAACCACCUCCACCCAUACCCCUGCCUGUUCUGUCCUUGGUUCAUCUUUUCACACCACUCCCUCCAUCUCUCUCCCCCCCCCUCCCGCUACUCAAGGCCCUCUGUCAAACAUGCCAAUGUUUGUUUGUUUUUUCUUCCCCCUUUUCAUUUUUUGUUUGUUUUUUGCCUCCCCGUAGGAGCGCUUUUAGAUUCUUUUUCAACGCAAAUGACAGGAAAUACUGUCACUGUUCACCUGUUCUGUUCUCCGGGGGGGGGGGGGGGGGGAGGAAGCAUUAGAAACAAACCUCACACCCACACAUCUACAAUCUCACAAGAGUUUCAUCUGUAUAUAAAGUUAUUAAAGUCUGUGUAAAUUAAAAAAGAAA